This is a messenger RNA of Sorghum bicolor (sorghum), 1566 nucleotides long. RefSeq lists its product as uncharacterized. NCBI's taxonomy places the organism in Eukaryota, Viridiplantae, Streptophyta, Magnoliopsida, Poales, Poaceae. The record is from RefSeq and is a predicted model, not a curated record. The coding region runs from base 361 to 1545 and encodes 394 amino acids. The transcript has 3 exons.
UUAGUAAAUUAUUGAUGUGGAUAGCUUACAUAUUGAGAGGAAUCUUUAGUGGGGUUUAACUUUAUAAGAGUAUAAGAUUUUGGGUUUUGAUGGGGAAGUAAACAAGGCCUAGAUAGGCCCAAUUUCACUGUGAAGGCCCACAUCCUUGCGAUAGCAAAAGCUUCGUCGUCCUCCUUUUUUUUUUCCAAUUGAAUUCAUCCAAUCCAAUCCAAUCCAAUGUCCUCGUCGUGACUAGUAAGCGGGCGGAACUCACAAACUGUAGAUCAGAGAGUAUCAGACGAUCGGAUCGGAUAGAUUCACUUCAAUUGUUUCCCCUUCCCUUGGUGAUCGCUCGUCGGCGGCGAAUCCAAGUGUGUGUUCAUGGUGGGUGGCAGCGUAUCCAUGUCUUACGGCCGCCGCGACUUCACCCGGCGGCUGUCCAGUCUGCGCACCUCCUUGGCAUCGGAUUCUGAAGCAGGCAUGCGCGGCGGGCGCGACUGCUUACUCCCUCGUGGCGGCGGCGGCGCCGAUGGACUCUCCUCCGCGGUGAAGGAGAAUCUCGCAGGAUUGGAACCUUUUGUCGACGAGGCAGAGCGAUUGGCCAAGGAGGCGGAGCGGAUGCGGUAUCUGCGGGAGAAGGCACGGCGGAAGGAACAGCGCGAUCGGGAGCGGGUGGCGGAAGAUCGCAUCCGCGACUUCGAUCCCAAGCAAGGCGGCGAAUACUUCACCAGACUGCAGUUCGUCGAUCUCACAAGAUUCGAUCUCGACGAGGAGUCACCCCGUGGACCGAUGAGAUUUACUGACGCUGUCUACAAAAGUAAGGACGAUUAUGAGCUGUGCGAGGGGAUAAACAUCUUCUCUGUCAGAAUAGCUACCUCGGAUGUUGGCUUCCCGAUCCAUGUGUACGGCACUGUCAUUGCCCGAGAUAGUCUAGAUAAAAAGUGUGUUUAUAUCUUCCGGCGUGAGAGAGAUCAAUGCCAACUCAUCAACUCUGAGGAUGAAUCUUUGUUCUUGACGGGUCCAAAACGAGGACUCGCGUUGAUAGGUGAAAACUAUGUUGAGAUUGAUUUGAAGAUUAAAGAUCAUCAAGGGCAGGACAAAGAACUUAGUAAAGGAAUCAUAUCGAUCCCUGGCAUAGAACGUCGAGACUUGGAGCAAUGUGAGAUUGAAAGUGGCUCUCUUGCUACAAGACUUAGUACCAUAGAUGUGAUGUAUGGAGUUGUGAAAGACGCAGUCGAGGGUACUAUUGCUAUUGAAGUUCUACACGGAGACUUUAAUGGAAAGAUCACUGCUCAGACCACCAGUAUCCUGAACAGCAUUGUGCUUUACGAUAGUCAAGUGGUUGGUCGCAUGAAUGGAGAUGGUAUUGGAGUUAUCAAGCUUUUGCAGUCCAUCAUAUGCGUCUAUGUGAAGGAUAUGUUGAUGAUCGUUGUCCAAACUAGUGGUGUUAAGACUAAACAAACCAUUGAAUUUACUCCCAAGAUCAAUGGUAGAGAAGAAGAAGAUAUGACUGUUGGCGUCACUAAGAUGCGUGUGAAGGUUGCUUGGUCAAUAAUGGACUUUUGAGUAAUCUCUUGGGUUGACUCA